CCCUCGGACACAGCGGAUCAUGGAAAGAGCCGAAGAUGUCGGCUCAGUCAUGUGAUCAGCUGUGUCCAAUCACAGCUGAUCACAUGGGACAUGUAUACUGAUCAUCAGGGCACCGAUGAUCAGUGUGCCCUGAUGAUCAGUGUGGCCCCAGCAAUGCCACCUGUCAGUGCUAAUCAGUGCCACGUGCCAGUGCCUAUCAGUGCCACACCAAUGCCACAUAUCAGUGCAUACCAGUGCACAUCAAUGCCACAUAUCAGUGCCCAUCUGAGCUGCUUUUCAAUGUCACCCAUCAGUGCCAGUCAGUGCCACCUAUCAAUGCCAAUCAGUGCCACCUAUCAGUGCUGCCAAUCAGUGCCAGUCAGUGUCACCUAUCAGUGCCAGUCAGUGCCGCCUAUCAGUGCCAGUCAGUGCCGCCUGUCAGUGCCAGUUAAUGCCGCCUAACAGUGCCAGUCAGUGCUGCCUAACAGUGCCGCCUAUCAGUGCCAGUCAGUGCUGCCUAUCAGUGCCGCUUAUCAAUGCCAUAUAUCAGCGUCAUGUAUCAGUGUCAUGUAUCAGUGCUGCCUUUCAGUGCCCAUCAGUGAUGCCUGUCAAUGCCAUCAGUGCAACCUACCAGUGCCUCCUCAUCAGU
This is a messenger RNA of Staurois parvus, 628 nucleotides long. The record is from the annotation of a GenBank genome assembly. Lineage: Eukaryota; Metazoa; Chordata; Amphibia; Anura; Ranidae.